Molecule: messenger RNA, 579 nt
Organism: Pedinophyceae sp. YPF-701
Lineage: Eukaryota; Viridiplantae; Chlorophyta; Pedinophyceae
Source: the annotation of a GenBank genome assembly
AUGAUAAGCAGCGGCGGAGCGACCGCGCCAGCGCCUAAGAAGAUCUUUGUCGAGCUCGACAGUGAUUCAGAGGAUGAGUUUAUCGAAAUCGUCAACGACGAUGCGGAGCCAGCCCUCGAAGACAUGCUCCACCAGCUCGAGCACAACAUGACCUUGCGCCAGCAGGGCCAGCGGCCCUCGGGGCUCGAGUCAGGCCUCUCGAAGGACCCGGCGUUCUUCAUGGUCAAGCUGCGGGAGCGCGCCGCGAGCGCCGUGGGCGGUGGCAGCGCCACUGGCUCCCCCCGCUCCGACCGCGGGACGCCGAAAGUGAAGACGUUGAAGUUCGCGACACGCGACGCCUCUCAAACCGACCCCGGGAACUCCCUCAGCGCGCGCACCAAGCGCUGCAAGUCGGCACGGUUCGUGCGCGGGCGCCUGUCCGCCACCGGCGGGUCCUCCACGGGCGAGGGCGCCGCGGCCGCACACUGCAGCGCGCCGCGCACCUUCUCGGAGAGCGGCGGCGCGCUGGUGCCCCAGACGCCGCUCACGCGGGAGAGCGGACGGUCCCGCCUGGCGCGCUUCGCAGACGAGACGGCGUGA